Cynocephalus volans (Philippine flying lemur) is the source of this 1344-nucleotide messenger RNA. Its product is annotated as pecanex-like protein 2. The record is from RefSeq and is a predicted model, not a curated record. The transcript is spliced from 9 exons. NCBI's taxonomy places the organism in Eukaryota, Metazoa, Chordata, Mammalia, Dermoptera, Cynocephalidae. Bases 1 to 1344 code for a protein of 447 amino acids.
AUGCCCCACCUGACGGCGGCUAACAAGUCACUGGCUGAUGACGGAGUGACACGCGGACAAGAGGACAGUGCAUGCUGUGGACUGAAUUGUCCUCCCAGAAUCCCUUUAUUGAGACCUAGCCCCACUGUGAUGGAACCGUGGAGUAUGCAGCACAUCCCGGCACUGUUCUCAGCCUUCUGUGGCCUCUUGGUCGUGCUGUCCUACCACCUGAGCCGGCAGACCAGUGACCCCUCUGUGCUGCUGUCCUUGAUUCAAUGUAAAUGGUUUCCUAAAUUUUUACGUGAGGAUCUGGAAGAGUCGGCUGCAGACCCUCUCUCCGAGAAGAUGAAAGAUUCAGUGAAGGACAUCUUAAAAUCGGAUCUCCUCGUCUGCUCGGUGGUUGCUGUCCUGUCUUUUGCAGUCAGUGCCAGCACGGUCUUCCUGUCACUUCGACCCGUGCUCAGCGCCGUGCUGUUUGCCCUGGCGGGCACCAUGGGCAUGGUGGCUCACUACCUGCUCCCUCAGCUGCGCAAGCACCACCCCUGGCUGUGGAUGUCACACCCCGUCCUCAGAAACAGAGAGCAUGGGCAGCGCGAACUGAGAGAUGUCGCCCAUUUAAUGUGGUUUGAAAGACUCUAUGUUUGGCUUCAGUGUUUUGAAAAAUAUAUCUUGUACCCAGCAAUAAUUCUGAACGCCCUCACGAUUGAUGCCUUUCUGAUAAGCAAUUACCGGAGACUCGGUACCCACUGGGACAUCUUCCUGAUGAUCAGCGCCGGCAUGAAGCUGCUACGGACCUCCUUCUGCAACCCGCUUCACCAGUUCGUCAACCUGAGCUUCACCGUCAUCUUUUUCCACUUUGACUACAAGGAUAUUUCCGAGAGUUUCCUGCUGGAUUUCUUCAUGGUGUCCAUUUUAUUUAGCAAGUUAAAGAGAGAGAGUGUUUGUGAUCUUCCUGGAGAAGAAGCCAAUGGACACCGGGGACAGAAGACUGGUGGCAGCGGGAAGCCCCCAGCUGGGUCCCCUGUGAAGGCUCUGCGGCAAAUCCAAUGGACCAGGGGAGAAAGCCACAUCCGGAAGCCAGAUGUGCCGCACCCGGGAGAGCUGUCAGGGUCCUCAAGCAACUGGGUAAAAGGCAAGAGUCUGAAGAAGGAGGAAGCUGUGGUCAGCAAUGUCAGUGGCUUCACAGAGGUCAAAGCCGAGGCUGAAAUGUCACCACUGCAUUGGCAGCAGAGGAGUCCUUGGCGAGAUCGAUGGCACAGUGGGGCUGACACUGUUCAAGUCGGGUCCUCAGGGUUGGGACCCUGGCUGUCCUGGCUUUGCAUCCUCUGUGCCUCCAGCAGCACCCUCGCUGUGGAGAGCUUGUAA